Messenger RNA from Canis lupus familiaris (dog), 823 nucleotides. Its product is annotated as eukaryotic translation initiation factor 4E type 2-like. Lineage: Eukaryota; Metazoa; Chordata; Mammalia; Carnivora; Canidae. The coding region runs from base 116 to 715 and encodes 199 amino acids. Gene Ontology annotation, biological process: translational initiation. The record is from RefSeq and is a predicted model, not a curated record. Gene Ontology annotation, molecular function: translation initiation factor activity; RNA 7-methylguanosine cap binding. Gene Ontology annotation, cellular component: eukaryotic translation initiation factor 4F complex. The transcript has 2 exons.
AUAUCAUUUUUUAUAUCAUUUUUUAAAAAAGAAAAAUGUCUACUAUGAGAACCUGGGUGUCAGUUGAUAUUAAAAAAGUACAACCGGAGGCAGUGGCGACGGCGGCAGUGAGAGGAUGAACAAGUUCGACUCAUUGAAAGAUGAUGACAGUGGGGACCAUGAUCAGAAUGAAGAAAACAGCACACAGAAAGAUGGUGAGAAGGAAAAAACGGAACAAGACCAAAGUCAGGGCAGCAGUAAGAGGAAGGCUGUUCAGUUCUGGAGGUUUUAUAGCCACAUGGUAUGUCCCGGGGACCUGACAGGCCACAGUGACUUCCAUCUCUUCAAAGAAGGAAUUAAGCCCACGUGGGAGGAUGAUGCAAAUAAAAAUGGUGGCAAGGGGAUUAUUCCACUGCGGAAGGGCUUGGCAUCCCAUUGCUUGGAGAAUAUUAUCCUGACCAUGUUGGAGGAACAGUUCAUGGUUGGGGAGGAGAUCUGUGGGGCUGUGGUCUCUGUCCUGUUGCAGGAGGACAUUAUUUCAAUAUGGAAUAAGACUGCCAGUGACCAAGCAACUACAGCCCACCUCUGGGAUAUGCUUCAGCGAGUGCUUCACCUACCUCCCAACACCAUUAUGGAGUACAAACCCCACACCGACAGCAUCAAAAUGCCAGGCAGGCUGGGCCCCCAAAGGCUCCUUUUUCAAAACUUCUGGAAGCCGAGGUUGAAUGUGCCAUGACCCUCUCCCUCUCUGGAUGGCACCAUCAUUGAAGCUGGCAUCAUCGGAGUCUCUUGUUCUUUUGGCGUGCUACCUAGAAGAUCCUUCUGUCCUGGACAAGAGGAAUUG